This is a messenger RNA of Lineus longissimus, 7228 nucleotides long. RefSeq names its product serine/threonine-protein kinase N2-like. Bases 543 to 3890 code for a protein of 1115 amino acids. Gene Ontology annotation, biological process: intracellular signal transduction; peptidyl-serine phosphorylation. The transcript has 21 exons. NCBI's taxonomy places the organism in Eukaryota, Metazoa, Nemertea, Pilidiophora, Heteronemertea, Lineidae. Gene Ontology annotation, molecular function: small GTPase binding; ATP binding; protein serine/threonine kinase activity. The record is from RefSeq and is a predicted model, not a curated record.
CCAAGUCUCCGCGUUGUGUUGGUUGUUGAUCAAGGUUUGGAAUUCUUUCUGAAUCGAGUCAUGGAAGUUUGCAUUCUGUAGGAUUACUGUUUUCUGGAUUAAAGAUGGGGAUACUUUGAAAGAUAUCAAAAACAGCUGUAGUUAGUUCUGUUUCUGGACAUCAUUUAGAAACGUUUUACACCUGGGAUGUAAGAUUCCGUCUUUAUGUAGGAUCAGGAAAAGAUUCGUAGACUUUGGAAGUAACUGCGGAUAGUCUGUAUAUUUCUACUGAAGGCAAAUGACUUGAAUUUAGGAAAGCAUGACCACAAGAUCGUCACGAGAGCCUUCUCAAAGAUCAAACUUCAUUUCUGUGAAUGAAGGGUAUUGCAUUUGAGUAAACUAUUCAAAUGUCCAGUGUAUACAACGUUGAAAACUACAUGUAUGAGCCACGGAUGUCUGACUGAUUGAAAUUCAAAACUGGAUUAUUCUCAAUUUCUUCAAAAAUCAUAAAUACUUUGGAUAUAUGCCCAUUUCAUGAUAAUAAUUCUGUUGGAUUAGUUGCAAUGUUUUCUGUAAGAUGGCGCCUGUUGCAGGACAUUUUCUCCAAGGAUUCCAAGAAGGAUGCCAAUGAUGGAUCCUUGCCACCUGUUCAACCCCGGCGGGCAUCUCAUAUACCCAGCAGCAGCGGGACAUUGGCACAAAGGCGACAUUCACGGAGCCGUACACUCAGCCAACGGCUUCGCCCAAGGAGUGAUGGAUGGAUGGGAUCCUCAGGUUCUCUUGUUUAUCCGGUAUUUAAUGCCAAUUUCCGUCAGAGCAUCUACCAAGAGCUUGGCCAACGCUAUGACAUCGAUGCCAAUCUCCCAGAGGACGACCUUCAGCACCGCCUGGAGGAUGUCAAGGAAACGCUCAAAAAAGAAAUACGCCGAGAACUCAAAAUCAAAGAGGGCGCUGAAAACCUCCGGAAGGCCACAACGGAUAAAAAGAGUUUGGCGAACGUGAAUAGUAUUGUGAAACAGGCGAACAAUAAACUUCAGGAAUUACACCAGGAGUUGAACGAACUAAACGCUCAUCUGUUGAUGGCUAAUAAAAAUGAGUCGGCGCCACAAGCAUUUUUACGAAAAAAAUCUUCGGAGAAGGAUAAAUACAUGAAAUUCAAACGGCGGUCUGCACCGCCCAUUCCGUCCACAAAAGAAAUCCUCCAGUCCCCGGAGAAGGACAGUCAGCAAAAUGACAGUGUCGAUCCUCUCACCAUGAGGCUAGCAUCAUUACAUAAACAAUUAGAUAUAGAAAACAAGGUCAAACAGGGAGCGGAGAACAUGAUCCACAUGUAUAGUAGCGGCGUCUCAAAGGAUAAAAAACUGCUCGCCGAAGCUCAACAGAUGUUAGAAGAUGCCAAGACAAAAAUAGAAAUAAUACGGAUGCAAUUGUUACGGGUUCAGCAGAGCUCAGAGCAGGGUUCAGGCAAUGGAGAUAUAUCUGGUCAACAAGAGGUGCUAUCCCCCACAGAAGUUAGAAUAGAAGAGUUACGCCAUCACUUACGAAUAGAAGCAGCCAUGAUAGAUGGUGCCAAAAAUGUGGUGAAAAUUUUACAAAGUCAGAAAGUCCCAGACAAAAAGGCUUUACAAGAGGCACAAGCUAGGUUCGCAGAAUCACACCAAAAAUAUGAACUUUUACGACUGUCUCUAGAACGACGUUUAAAUGACUUAACACCCGGAUCCCCAAAGUCGAAAGUGCUACAGGAGGAGUUGAAGUGUGCGAGUCCAUCAGCGUAUGCUCAACGAUCGAGGGGGGGAAAACUUAAUCAGAAUAUCUCAGCUAUUGCAAAACCAGCUGCGCUAACAGGACGAUUAGAAGUCCGGUUGGUGGGAUGCCAAGACUUAAUGGACGACAUCCCUGGACGGACGCGCCGUGACAGUCUUACCAUGUACGGUAUAACGAAAGAGGAGAAGGGAUUCAUCAAAGCCAAGAGCUUCCAUGGACGCGGUAAUACCAAACAAUAUAAUGUAAAAGAUGAUUUAUCCUAUGAAAUCAUGGCAGUAUUAAAACUAGAUAAUCAGCAGGUCGCUCAGUCGCCGUGGAGGACCUGUAGUCAGCAGUGCUGGGAUCAGAGAGUGUCAUUAGAGUUAGAAAAGGCACGUGAGUUAGAAAUCCAGAUUUAUUGGAGAGACUGGCGGCAGAUGUGUGGCGUUAAAUUCUUACGAUUAGAGGACUUUCUCGACAACCAACGACAUGGCAUGGUCGUACACUUAGAACCGCAGGGAAUUAUUUUUGCUGAGGUGACGUUUAUAAAUCCAACAAUAUCAAGAAAGCCAAAGUUAAAGCGACAAAGAAAGAUAUUUCCAAAACAUCAAGGUCGUAAUGUAUAUCGUCCAGGCCAAAUGAACAUCAAUGUGGCGACAUGGGGCCGGUUAAUGAAACGUGCAUUUCCUCAGAGUUGUAAUGAUCCGGACGCUCAGCUAAGUCCGCCAACUGACUUAGGCACUCCUGGCAUAAUGUCAUCUGAUCGAGGGCCUCCAAUCCACAAGCUCAAUUUUGAACCAUUGUCACCAGAGGAGAAACCGCCACCUAUUGACAACAGCCGACACCAGGAGGCCGCCCCGGAGAUGAUACACCGGCCGCUUCCGCCCCUUCCUCCAAAUGAUAGGUCACCGGAUGAGGGCAUUGUGAGUAAUGCUCUUUCAUCGUUUGACUUCCUGCCAGAUGCCCUGAUGUCCGAAGGUACGAAAACAAUAAGUCUGGAUGAUAUGGAGCCAACCACGCCGGUUAUAUCGAAAAUGGAGACUAAAAAACGUUCUCAAUCUCCGCCAGCAGUGUCCCCUAGGCCCGAGUCUGUCAUUUCUGAUAAUUCAUCUGUUAGGUCAAAACACAGUGUACGUUCAAGUACAUCAUCGAGUGUGUCUCAGUUCAUGUCCAUGGAGAACUUCAGAUGCAUCAGUGUGCUCGGUAGGGGGCAUUUUGGAAAGGUGUUACUGUCGCAGUACAAAAACACGGGUGAAUACUUUGCGAUCAAAGCGUUGAAAAAGGGUGACAUCAUAUCUCGAGAGGAAGUGGAGAGUUUGUUGUCAGAGAAACGAAUAUUUGAGGUGGCCAACUCGAUACGACAUCCGUUCUUAGUGAACCUGUUUGCAUGUUUCCAGACAGAGGAACAUGUCUGUUUUGUUAUGGAGUAUGCCCCAGGUGGUGAUCUGAUGAUGCACAUUCACAAUGACGUCUUCUCAGAGCCUCGCACGGUCUUCUAUACCGGAUGUGUCGUCCUGGGCCUGCAGUAUCUCCACGAACAUAGUAUCGUAUACAGAGAUCUCAAGCUUGACAACCUUCUGCUAGACACAGAGGGUUUCCUCAAGAUUGCCGACUUUGGUCUGUGCAAAGAAGGUAUGGGUUUCAACGACCGGACUAGUACAUUCUGUGGUACUCCCGAGUUCUUGGCCCCUGAAGUCCUGACUGAGACCAGCUACACCAGAGCUGUGGAUUGGUGGGGACUUGGGGUACUGAUAUUUGAGAUGUUGGUUGGGGAGUCGCCAUUCCCGGGUGAUGAUGAAGAAGAAGUGUUCGAUAGCAUCGUCAAUGAUGAAGUGCGUUACCCGAGGUACCUCUCAACUGAAGCCAUCGCCAUCAUGAGGCGUUUGCUUCGUCGGAACCCCGAGAGGCGAUUGGGAUCGAGCGAGAGGGAUGCAGAAGAUGUGAAGAAACAGGCGUUCUUCAGGAAUGUCGACUGGGACGCUUUACUGAUGCGCAAAGUGAAGCCGCCAUUUAUUCCAACUGUCGUCUCGAUGGAGGACGUUAGUAACUUUGACGAGGAGUUCACGGCCGAGCUGGCCAUCCUGACGCCGCCCAAGGAACCACAUCCACUGACAGACGAUGAUCAGGAAAUGUUCAAGGGAUUCGAAUACAUGGCCGAUUGGUGCUAAAUGCCUCCUCUAAUCUUCUUACAAAUUGAACUUAUUUGGAACUAAGUUAAGAUAUGACAUCUACUAUGAAUUCAGAGUGCAGCCACCGUGGCCGGUUUUACAGACAGUUCAUGUUGUCGUUUGUAAUUUGUCGCUUUAAGAAUGAAAGAUCUGUUUUUGAGCGAGCUUCAUUGGAUUCGCGACGUCACUUUCAACGAAGUACAGAAAUAAUGACUUGUGAUACUUUACUUCAUAGAAAACCAUUUCUGACCACAAUUCUGUCGCUAUUUGUCACGGCCAUGUAUGCAUUCCAUAUUGUUCUUUCCGUGUCUCAUAGAUGGCGCUGUAUAAGGGAUAGUGCAGAAUUUGGUCAAUUCCCGGUUAUAUUUGGUGGAUUAGUUACUUGUUUUUGUCUGUAGUUUGUCUCGAAUUUGUCCUGACAGAGCACAACAGUAAGGACUAGAAAAGUUAGAAUCUGCUGCAUACUAAAGAACACUACACUGACAAUUACAAGAAAGCAGAUGAAUGCUAAUCAGCUGUAUGCCUAUACGUCAGUUGCACAUUUGUCAGAAAUCUGUGUUUUUAAAUUGCGAGGAGGCGCUACCAGUUGUGUUAUGACCUUGUGUUAUCUUCAGUGUUAUAGGCCUAAAAAUAUGUUUAUUACUCCCAACUUGUUAACCCCCAUGUCCCCCAUCUCGUUUUUGAGAGGUGGUGCAUAUAGCUUCUUGGCUCUCAUCCCACUACUCUUGGGAAACUGCUGGAAAAAGUAUUACUUUGAACAAGUUCACCAUUUUACUGUUGAGUUUCUUCACCCAUUGUGUUAAAAUUCCUGGAAUUGUCAACAGCAAAACUGCUAAUGUAACAUAUACCCUACCCAAAAAACAAACAUUUUCCCUUCAUUUUACUUAAGGCUAUCAAAGCAGGUCCAUUUUCCUUGCUCCGUCCUGUUUUUGCACUGUGGGCAGUUUCAUUUGGUGGAUUUUUAAAGCUUUUACAUAUGGGCAUGUGUUUUUAUUAGAUGUAGAUAUUUUUAUAUCAGUCUGUGUCACAACACAUGCUUCGUUGAUCAUUCUACGGCUGGAGAUGAUAUUAGAUAUAGAUUGAGAAUAUAAAUUGAUAUGAGGGUUGUCCAGAUUGCAUAUGAACAAAAAUAGUAAAGGGUGACCCAUAAUGAUAGUUCCUGAAAAUAGAAGAUUUCUGUACAGUCUUGAAGAUCAACACCAGAAUUGGUAUAGGGAAGUAAAAUCAAAGUGUAUUGCAAUGUCAGUAUCUCAUGAUAUGAAUUUUGUAUGGUAGCUUGUAUGAGAAAUGGCCACUUAGCAAUGGCACUUUUCAGAUAGUUUUGAAGUAGCAGUGUUGGUUCUUGAAACCGCCCAACUUGGAGAACCGCAGUAUGCAAAUGCUAUCAUUGACUCAAAUUUCCGCAUUUCAGUGAACUGGGUGUUAGAAUUUGGUGUUGUAAACACUAUUAGAAUACACUGAUGAGCCUAUCACCAGCAUUAAUACCAAGUGUAUAGAUAUAAGAUUUAUGUUAACAAUUGAUAUUCCAAUGAACUUCUGUAUUUCUGUUAUGGUGAGAGGAUUACCGCUGUCGGUCGAGGUUCACGUUACAGUUUUCUUCGAUUUGAAGAAAUAUAGAUAUAACAUUAUGUAAAUAUGACAGGGUUGAUGUGUUUGAUUACUAGUGGAGCGCUUGUAUAAGUAAGCGCUAGAGUGUUCUUUUUGGAACUGGCUUCUCAUCUCAUGCCAGGUCAUAGUGAGCAAUCGUGGAAGCGGGUAGAGUGGCUGAUGAUGUGAUUUUUGAGAAAAGGGGGCAUGCAAUCUCACAUGUGUUGGCUUUGUGAGGUAAACAAAUAUGAUUUAUUGCGUCACAGUUCAGUUCUUUGACAUGCAGGUCAAGGUGUGAAAUCCGGUGCUUUAUUAUCCAAGUGCUUUGCCAGUAAUCAAACACACUGUAUGUAAAAGAGAGGUGAGGUAAGUCACCUGCAAUGCAUUGCUUUAGUGGACCUCAUCUUGUUUGUCCAUGAGGUGCUUGGUGCGCUGUACUAUGAUUUUGUGUUAAUCCUAGAACUCAGGGCAGGGUCUCCGCCAGCAGGGUAGAGCGUUUUCUUUACAUAACCUGUAAGUAAAAGGUCUUGAAUAAAAACCUUUUUUCCCUCUAAAAGUUAACCCUCACAGUAAAUCUUGGCUUGUGAACCCUGCAGAGAUAUGGAAUGCAACAUUCAUUUGUAUGGCCAGAGUCUUUACAAAGUAUUUGAAAGACUCUGGUAUGGCUGACCAGGUACAUGUAUCCUCAGUGAAAUAGAUACACAUGGGAGAUGGAUGAAGGAUGUGUCGUCCCACUCAAGAAAUUAGCAAAGUUCUGUAAUCGAAUAUUUGUAAUUAUGUGUAUAUAAAAAUUACUAUUAAAUUGAUUUUGGCAUGCACAUGUUUGAAUGGUGUAUCAAAGUUUGUAUAUAUUCAUUAAAUUGAUCAGGGAACUAUUGGAAUUAUGGCGCAUAUUUGAAAUAUAAAACAAUCUUGUACUAUGAAUAGUUGUCCUAAAAUUGUUGCUAUGUAUGCUACAUUGUUUAAAUUUGGAAGAGUUGCAUUUUGAGUGGCCAAGUUGGGUGAGUUUUUGCUUAUCGAACUUGAAGUAUUCAAUUACAUCAAUUUCUAUUCUAAAACACCUCAAGCGAAACAAUGAAAUGAGAUUUGGAUUGGUUUAGAUAUUGUAGUAUUAACCCAAGCAGUUCAAAGGACACAAAAACCACUGCAGGCAAAGCAAGGCACGACCUCUUUUACAUAAAAAACAACACUCUUGUAGCAAACAAGGUGUUUUAGAAUGGAAAAUCAUGAACAUGCAUAUGGAUAGGAGUAGAGUUUGGGUUGGUCAUAUUUUCGUGAAAUAUGCAUGCAAAAGGGCUAAUAUUAUCAAUCAGAAAAGUUAUUUUGGGGAAUACUUUAUAGUGUGAGGACUUUGGAGCUACGAUUUAGGUCAUUUCACCCUUGUCUGCCAAGUUUACUGAUGUGUUAUAACGUGAAAACGGCUGGGGGAGUACUUCAAGUAUUUCAUGCCUGAAAUCAAGAAUAAAUAAAGACUAAUCUUUAUUAAUUCCUGCUGAAAUCUUUGAGGGAAUUGCCUGUACUAUUUCAUAUCAGUUUAAGGAUAUCUGGCAAAUUCUGUUUCACAAAUGUUCACAUAGGGAAGCGUAUGAAGUACUGUCAAAUAUAAAAAUUUGAUGGCGUGUUUUUCUGGGACACACUGUAUACUUGGAAAGAUAAAGACUUGGGUUGUAAAUAAUCUGCAUUUAUCACCAUUUUAUGCUGUCCAGAGAAAAUUGCUGAAUAUCACGUAAAUAAAUAUAUCAUGAACUAUA